GGUUAUUUGGUACAAAAUGUGAUAAAUGCGGCAACUCAUUUAGUAAAAAUGACUUUGUGAUGCGCGCAAAAACGAAAAUCUUUCAUAUUGAAUGCUUUCGUUGUUCGGCGUGUGCGAGACAGCUGCUGCCAGGCGAUGAGUUUGCGUUGCGAGAUGGCGGCAUUUUAUAUUGUAAAGAAGAUCAUGAUGUUCUAGAGAAAUCCUCACAAAGUAGUCUAACGUCGUCAUCCAUAGAGAGCAACAACAAUAAUAGUAGUAGUAAUAAUAAUAACACGAGUCUUA
This is a messenger RNA of Bactrocera tryoni, 282 nucleotides long. Its product is annotated as insulin gene enhancer protein ISL-1-like. The record is from RefSeq and is a predicted model, not a curated record. Gene Ontology annotation, molecular function: cis-regulatory region sequence-specific DNA binding; DNA-binding transcription factor activity, RNA polymerase II-specific. Gene Ontology annotation, biological process: neuron fate specification; positive regulation of transcription by RNA polymerase II; axonogenesis. The transcript is spliced from 2 exons. The annotation marks the transcript as partial. Gene Ontology annotation, cellular component: nucleus. NCBI's taxonomy places the organism in Eukaryota, Metazoa, Arthropoda, Insecta, Diptera, Tephritidae.